GUGUUUGUUCACUCUCCCGGGCACUCUGCUGACAAGGAAGCAGUCUUUACAGCUUAGCACCAUCACCCAUAAAAAUUGGCUGGUUUGCAGAGCAAAUAAUGACUUUAGGAGGGUGAAUUUGCAAUCUAGAUUAGGGAAACACGUCUAUAUAAAGAGAAGCAGCAAGGGAGCUCUGUCAUCUGCUCAGACGAGUGGGACCACAUCGCUGCUCCCAUCAUGAUCGCGAGCGUUUUUGGGCUGCUUGGGCUGGUGCUCCUCAGCUGUCUUCCAGAUGCUGUCAUCGAAGCAAGUCAGGCCGACUGCAGCAGCUUCAAGGUAGGCGCCACCGGCCUCGUGGCCUGCCCGCGAAUCUUCCAACCCGUGUGCGGUACAGACGGCAUCACUUACCCCAACGAGUGCUUCCUCUGCACACGAAUCUUAAAUGGGGCCAACGUCGACAAACAGCACGAGGGGACCUGCUUGCUGGCCAAUUGCAGCAGUUACCGCUUGAGUGAAGACAACGAAGUCGCCUGUCCCAAAAACCUUGAGCCCGUCUGCGGCACCGACAGCGUGGUCUACCCCAACGAGUGCAUGCUGUGUAGGGAAAUCCUGCGUGGCAAGAGCAUUGACAAAAAGCACGAUGGGAGAUGCGUUCAGGGGGUGGACUGCACCGGCUACCUGAAAACCCGUCCUGGCAAGGAGGCUGCCUGUGCCCUGGAGCACAAACCCAUCUGCGGCACUGACGGCACUUCCUACAGCAACCCGUGUGCCUUCUGCACGACCGUCGCGAACGGGGCUGACACGGACUGGAGCAGUGACGGAGAAUGUCCCCAGGUGGACUGCAGUGACUACAAGGAGCCCAAACCCUUCUGCACGCUGGAGUACCUGCCCCACUGCGGCUCCGACGGCCGCACGUACGGCAAUAGGUGCCAGUUCUGCAAUGCAGUCGUGAGAGGUGGUGAGAAACUUCGGUUCAAGCAUUACGGGAAAUGCUAAAUCUCCCGGGGCAGAGCGCACUGACAGCCAGCUUGCUCCUUGCCCCCACGCCAUCGCUGCUUUCUUGGUCCCAGGGCUCGGGGGGCUCCUCCGGUGGUCUCGAGCUCUGCCUUGGCUUCAUCAAUAAAGCGAACU
Alligator mississippiensis (American alligator) is the source of this 1110-nucleotide messenger RNA. Its product is annotated as ovomucoid. Lineage: Eukaryota; Metazoa; Chordata; Crocodylia; Alligatoridae. The record is from RefSeq and is a predicted model, not a curated record. Gene Ontology annotation, molecular function: protein binding. The transcript has 10 exons. The coding region runs from base 217 to 975 and encodes 252 amino acids.